Belonocnema kinseyi is the source of this 1335-nucleotide messenger RNA. RefSeq lists its product as uncharacterized. Lineage: Eukaryota; Metazoa; Arthropoda; Insecta; Hymenoptera; Cynipidae. The record is from RefSeq and is a predicted model, not a curated record. Bases 1 to 1335 code for a protein of 444 amino acids. The transcript is spliced from 5 exons.
AUGGAUGUUCCGGAACUGAAGGAGGAAAUUUCGAAAAAGAAAGAGGAAAGUGUUUGUAAUGACGCUGAAUCAGUGGCGGAAGGCGAAGUAAAUACUAAAAAGAUACGAGAAGAAUGUUUCGAAAAGAAUUUAAGUCCUAGAAUUGUAGAAGAAGAGUACAAUAAAAUUAAUAUAAUAAAUAUUAAAAAAUUUGAGGAGAAACGUGCAGAAGAUAAAAAGGUGUCUAAAGAGGCGUCUUCUUCAAAAAAGAAGAAAGCUAAUUUCAAAGUGUGGGCGUCAAAACGUUUGAUUUGGAAGCACGAAGAAUUGGAUCCAAAGACCUCUGAAAUGUACGAGGAGGUUUUGAAUGCAAGAAAAGGAAUCUAUAACUUGAAAACUAAAAAUAAACGGCGAUUUACAAGAGAUGGAAAGCUGUUGUGUCUUUCAAUUUAUAAAAGAUCGGCUGCAACAUAUAGAUACUUAGGAACUUUUUUGCCACUUCCGAGUCCAAUGUUAGUGAACAAGCUACUCACCCAGAUUCGUCUUGAUACCGGUGUAACUCAGACCAUGAAAGACCUACUGAAGGAUGCUGCCAGAAGAAUGACUGAUGAGCUUGAUAAAGUCUGCGUUCUCAUGUGGCAUGAAGUUUCUCUGAAAUUGCACUUGCAGUAUUCCGCACGAAAAGCCAAGAUUAUUGAUUUUGAGGAUUGGGGAACAAAUCGAACCAAUAAGUAUGCAGAUCACGCUCUUGUAUUUAUGUUAAGAGGAAUUAAAAAUGGCUGGAAAAUUCCUCUUACAUACAUUUUUUGCGGUGGACAAACAACACACGAACAGUUAGCGUGGUGUAUUAAGGAUGUCGCCAGAGCCGUAACCGCAGCUGGAUUUAAUAUCGCAGCCACAAUAGAUACGGAUAAAGUCAGGGAAGAGAAGAAAAUUUCCCAGUAUUGGACGAUUCUCACCGGUAAUGUCGAAAUUAUUCCUUUAUAUGAUCCACCACAUAUACUAAAAUGUAUAACGAAUAAUCUUCUGACCAAAAAUUUGGAAUUUGAGAUGAAGGCGAAGGCUGCAGAAGAGGAGAGAUGGUUCGCUAACUGGGAUCAUGUCAUCAAAGCAUAUUUGAUCGACUUGUAUUCUCCUCGCAAGAAUCGUAUGGUGCCUGAUCUAAUGGACGAACAUGUCUACCUCGACAAAAUAAAUAAAAUGUGCGUCAAUUUGAUGAUGCAGGUGUUCAGUAAAAAAUUGUCCAAUUUUAUGGAUCUUCUUUCAAGAUCACCAAGAGCCUGGGAUAUGGCAAUUUGUGAAAUAUUAAUGCCUCCAGAAGCUUGGCAAACUGUCUACGUGCUUCAGUACAAAUAA